UAAAUCUCCAUCACAUGUGUUCCACAGAGAGAGAGAAAUAAAAGAAGUGUAAUGUAAUCAGGCCAUGAGCAACAAGGAGAGGCUACAAUUCCUCUCAAAAUCCUAAAGAUCCCCUUAUCCUAUCUUCUUCUUCUUCUUCUUUUGCAUUUUUAAUCACUUCUCUCUCUCUAUUCUCUCUCUCACUCAAUCCUCCAUUCCCAUAAUACACUCUCUUUUCUCUCCUCAAUCUCUGCUGAAUUCACUGCUCAUGGUUUUUGUUCAUCUGGGUCUCCGUCAUUUCUCUUCUUAAUCAUUCAUUUCAACUUCUCCAUUUUCUUCCCCUCAAGCUCAGCAAAAAUGGCUCCGAGGUCCACCAGAGGAAAACCCAACAGAGCAAAAUCCGAGAAGAAGAAGAAGGAAGAAAAAGUGAUUCCAAGUGUUGUUGACAUCACUGUUGUCACUCCUUAUGAAUCCCAAGUUGUCCUCAAGGGUAUCACUACUGAUAAGAUUCUGGAUGUGAGAAGGCUGCUGGCUCAGAAUGUAGAGACAUGCCACCUAACCAAUUAUUCCUUGUCCCAUGAGGUCAAGGGGCAGAGGUUGAAUGAUAAGGUGGAGAUUGCUAAUCUGAAACCCUGUUUGUUAAAAAUGGUUGAAGAGGAUUACUCCGAUGAAGCUGAAGCAGUGGCGCACGUGCGGAGGCUGCUGGACAUUGUUGCCUGCACCACCAGGUUUUGCAAAUCGAGGCGAGCCUCGACGCCGGAGUCGAGGGCCAAGAAGAAUAGCAGGGUCCACAAUCACGGGAAUUCCUCCGGCCCGACUUCUCCGGCCGAUGGAUUGUCGGAAGCUCGAUGCGGGUCCCCGUCUCCCCAUCCGGAGCCAUCCGUUUCGGUUGUUUCCGACAAUCUCGGCAUGGCAGCUAUUCAUCCGACGCCAAAGCUCUCCGACUUCUUUGAGUUCUUCUCGCUGGCUCACAUCCCUCCCCCUAUUCUACAACUGAGGAGAUCCGACCCGAAAGGCGCAGCGGAAGAGAAGCACGAUGGGGAUUACUUUGGGAUGCAGAUUAAGAUAUGCAAUGGGAAACUCAUACAAGUGACUGCCUCAGCAAAGGGAUUCUAUACUGCAGGAAAGCAGUUUCUACAGAGCCAUUCCCUUGUGGACCUUUUGCAGCAACUCAGCAGAGCUUUUGCCAAUGCUUACGAGUCCUUGAUGAAGGCGUUUCUCGAACAUAACAAGUUUGGUAAUCUCCCAUAUGGAUUUCGGAUGAAUACUUGGCUUGUUCCUCCAUCAGUCAUUGAGACUCCAUCAGACUUGCCAUCAUUGCCAGUAGAAGAUGAAAAUUGGGGCGGAAACGGCAGUGGGCAAGGAAGAAACGGCAAGCACAGUCUACGGUCGUGGGCGACCGAUUUUGCGGUACUUGCAAAGCUUCCUUGCAAAACUGAGGAGGAGAGGAUCGUCCGAGACCGAAAAGCAUUUCUACUCCACAGCCAAUUUGUUGACAUUGCUAUUCAAAAAGCUGUUGCAGCAAUUUCUAGUCUUGCAGAUUCCAACUCAAAAAGACAGGUUACAGUUAAAUCUCCUGGCAUUGUCUUCGAGGAUCGAAUUGGAGACUUGUCUAUCGUGAUAAGACGUGAUUCGACCGAUGCAAGUACAAAGCCUGUCGUAAAACUCGACGGUUACAGAUUAGACGGUGUGUCUGAUGAGGAAGUUGCACAAAGAAACUUACUAAAGGGGUUGACUGCAGAUGAAAAUGUAGUUGUUCAGGAUACUUCCUCCUUGAGUCUUGUCAUUGUAAAACAUUGUGGAUACACCGCAACGGUAAAGGUUGUCGGUAAAGUGAAGGCGGGUUGGGACGAGAAUCAAGAUGUUGUUAUUGAUGAUCAACCAGAUGGAGGAGCCAAUGCUCUUAACAUCAACAGUUUGAGGAUUCAGCUUCACAAAACCAGUGCUAAUCCACUCGAAGAAUGCUCGACCUCGGACGAUCUAGAAUCAUCCCGUCUUCUGGUUCGCAAAGUACUCGAAGAGAGCUUAUCAAAGCUCGAGAAAGAGCCCAGUGCUUCAAAGAAAUCAAUUAGAUGGGAGCUUGGUUCAUGCUGGGUGCAACAUCUACAAAAGCAGGAAAAUGAACCAGACUCAAAGCCUAAAUCCUCUGAAGAUGUCAAGGAGAUUGAACCAGCAGUCAAAGGCCUGGGGAAGCAGUUCAAGCUUUUGAAGAAGCGGGAAAAGAAGACGACGACGACAACCGAAGAAAACCACUGUACACCCGAUGGCCCGGACACAAAAACCGAAUCCAACGGCGAGCCAAGCAGCGAACAGACUGUAGAGAAACUGAUAUCCAAACAAGCAUUGUCUCGCCUCAAAGAGAGCGGAACCGGUCUCCAUCUAAAGUCAGCAGAUGAGCUCAUAGUGAUGGCACACAAAUAUUAUGAUGAAAUUGCACUGCCAAAGCUGGUGACAGAUUUUGGAUCGCUUGAACUCUCACCUGUGGAUGGGCGUACAUUAACAGACUUCAUGCACUUGAGAGGCCUUCGAAUGUGCUCAUUGGGCCGCGUGGUGGAGUUAGCGGAGAAGCUUCCACACAUACAAGCCCUAUGCAUCCACGAGAUGGUGAUCCGAGCGUUGAAGCACGUGAUCAAAGCCGUCGUGGCCGGCGUCGAGGCCGCCGGAGACUUAUCCGGCGCCAUAGCCGCCGCCCUGAACUUCCUCCUCGGAAGCCACGGAUCGGAAGACGAGGAGAAGAACGAAGACGGAGGCGUGAGGCUGCAAUGGCUACGAUCGUUCAUAGGGAAGAGAUUCGGGUGGGGAUUGAGGAACGAAUUCGAGCACCUGAGAAAGGUGUCGAUUCUGCGAGGGAUCUGCCACAAGGUGGGAUUGGAAUUGGCGCCGAGAGAUUACGAUUUGGAGAGCCCUAAUCCGUUCAGGAGAAGCGACAUCGUGAGCAUGGUCCCGGUUUGUAAGCAUGUAGGAUGCAGUUCGGCGGAUGGGCGGAAUUUGUUGGAAUCGUCGAAAGUUGCUCUGGAUAAAGGCAAGCUUGACGAUGCUGUCAAUUAUGGAACCAAGGCAUUGGCUAAAAUGAUUGCUGUAUGCGGUCCGUACCAUCGAACCACUGCUAGUGCUUACAGUCUUCUAGCAGUAGUCCUCUACCACACUGGUGAUUUUAAUCAGGCAACAAUCUAUCAACAGAAGGCUUUGGAUAUCAACGAGCGGGAGCUCGGGCUCGAUCAUCCCGACACGAUGAAGAGCUAUGGGGAUCUCUCCGUCUUCUACUAUCGUCUUCAACACAUUGAGUUGGCUCUCAAGUAUGUGAACCGAGCGUUGUUCCUUCUACAUUUUACGUGUGGGCUGUCUCACCCCAACACUGCUGCAACUUACAUUAAUGUUGCUAUGAUGGAAGAGGGUGUGGGGAAUGUUCAUGUUGCUCUUAGAUAUUUACAUGAAGCUCUUAAGUGCAACCAGAGGUUAUUAGGAGCUGAUCACAUACAGACUGCUGCAAGCUACCAUGCCAUUGCCAUAGCUCUUUCUCUGAUGGAGGCGUAUUCGCUGAGCGUGCAACACGAACAAACGACGCUCAGUAUACUCAAAUCCAAACUUGGAGAAGAAGAUCUUCGAACUCAGGAUGCGGCUGCGUGGCUGGAAUAUUUCGAGUCGAAAGCGCUAGAGCAGCAAGAAGCAGCGCGUAAUGGAACUCCGAAGCCCGACGCGCUGAUUUCGAGCAAAGGCCACCUUAGUGUGUCAGAUCUCCUGGAUUUCAUAAGUCCCGAUCAAGAUCCAAAAGGAAACGAUACGCAGAGGAAACAUAGACGUGCAAAGGUAGUGAAUGGAAGUGAUAAAACUCAUCAGGGGCAUCAAAAUGAAAUGGCUGAGGAUGAGUUGCACAUUGAUAGUCCAAAACAAGUUACUGAUUCAUCAGAUGACAGUGUAAAAGAAGCUAAAGUCAGCAAUUUUUUACCAGUAGAACAGAAGGAAGUAGUUGAAAACAUCACUGGGAAUAAGGUAGCAGUUAAAAGUGAAACUGUGGAAGAAACUUAUUCAGAUGAUGGGUGGCAAGAGGCUCAUUCUAAGGGGCGGUCGGGGCAUGUUGUUGGGCGGAAGGUCGGCCGGAGACGACCAGUUCUUUCAAAGCUAAAUGUGCAUUAUUCUGAACAUUCUAAUAUCAGACAGAGUAACUACAAACAGGAAACUGUCUCUCCAGUGCAGAAAGCAGCAGCUGUUAAGAACAUUCAAAGUGGGUUUUCACAGUUAAAGCAAGCAAUUACUCAAAGGUCAAGUACAGGGGAUGAUUCAGCCAAGCUCCAGGCGAAAAUAUCGGUUUCCAAGGUCGUCUCGCCGUCUCCUGUUUCGGUUUCAAGAUCCAUAUCUUACAAAGAAGUAGCUUUAGCCCCUCCUGGCACUGUUCUAAGGCAAUUGGUUGAUGUGGAAAAUGUUAAUGAGUUAGAGGAGAAAGAAGCUGAACCCCAGAACUGUGGUCAUUCAGAAACAUCAAAAAAUGAAGAAACCAACAAUGUUUCUGAUCAAGUGAUCCAAAACGAAGUAGCGGAACCGAUUCAUAACGCUGCGACGGAGUCCGAAAAUCGAAGCCAAGAUUGCGAAGAGAUGAUAUCCUGUUCAUCUCCUUCGGAAAAGCCGGUGGAAACAAAUGCUAGUAAGCUUUCUGCUGCAGCAGAACCGUUCAAUCCUGGAACUUCUUCCAUGACUAGCGGAUUAAACUCGGCUGCAGUCACUAGCAUAUAUGAUGUAACAGCAAGCCAAGGCUCUCUAGAGCCUUUGAUUCCUCCCGCAACUACAAGAGUACCUUGCGGUCCUCGAUCGCCUCUAUAUUACCGAACCAACAGCUCGUUUCGAAUGAAACAUGGUUUUUUGAAAUACCAAGCUCCUGUCAUGGGAAGAAGUGGAUUUGGAGCUGCAACAAUGAUGAAUCCACAUGCCCCCGAAUUCGUCCCGCAAAGAGCUUGGCAAUCAAACUCGGUAGACGCAAAUAGCCAACUCCACACCGACUCAAAUCCCUUGCCGAAAACAAGUGUCGACGAACACGAGAAGCUGGCCAACAAAUCGACUGCUACAAUCGACGCCAACUUGAAGAAAAGCAUCUCCGAGUGCGAGAAGUCCGAGCUCGCAAGACAAAUACUCCUAAGCUUCAUUGUGAAAUCAGUUCAGAACAACAUGGAUCCAACUGCUGAUGAGGCUGCAGCUAAAGAUCAUAAGUUCAGAGCUUCAGAAAACUCAUCAGAUGCUAUAGCCAACGACAGUGCCAUAAUCAAAAUUCUAUAUGGGAAUGAAGAUGAGCUGCAGCAGAGCGGCAAGGUAAAUAAGAACAAAACAGGGGACAGCGAAGGAUUCAUAGUAGUUAAGAAGAGAAGGAACAGACAGCAGUUCACAAAUGGGGUGGCUGGUCUGUACAAUCAGCAUUCAAUCUGUGCUUCAGUUCGUUGAGAUUAUUAGGCAGAAACAAAGAAACUUGAAAGUCACUGAGAUCAGAGUUGCUGAAUCUGAGUUGAAAUGUGGGAAUAAGGAUGCAAUUUUGGGUGGGAAUAAUUUACUGGGAAUCUGGAGAAACGAACAUAAAAAGCAAGUUUUUUUCUCUCUCUUGGGUUUUGAUUCUGCUUAUGAUGUGCUGUGCUCUAAUAAUCUUUGUAAAAGUGCUUUUUCCCUCCCUGUCUUUGUUCAUUAUCAUUGAAUUUUCUUGAAUUAAUAAAAGGCAAACUUAACAAGUUAGAAAGGAAUGGUUUGGGAGAA
Messenger RNA from Momordica charantia (bitter melon), 5709 nucleotides. RefSeq names its product Tetratricopeptide repeat (TPR)-like superfamily protein. Lineage: Eukaryota; Viridiplantae; Streptophyta; Magnoliopsida; Cucurbitales; Cucurbitaceae. Gene Ontology annotation, cellular component: cytoplasm. The record is from RefSeq and is a predicted model, not a curated record. Gene Ontology annotation, biological process: organelle organization. Gene Ontology annotation, molecular function: protein binding.